Molecule: messenger RNA, 1780 nt
Organism: Scleropages formosus (Asian bonytongue)
Lineage: Eukaryota; Metazoa; Chordata; Actinopteri; Osteoglossiformes; Osteoglossidae
Gene: klf11a
Product: Kruppel like factor 11a
Exons: 4
Coding region: 131-1681 (516 amino acids)
Biological process (GO): regulation of transcription by RNA polymerase II
Molecular function (GO): RNA polymerase II cis-regulatory region sequence-specific DNA binding; DNA-binding transcription factor activity, RNA polymerase II-specific
Source: RefSeq, a predicted model, not a curated record
GGAGGCUGGACCCGCAGCCGAGCGGUUUUAUUUUUAUGCCCAACAGCCGAGCUGUUCUACUGGCGGUCUCCUCACCGCUGUCCCCUCCGCUUCAUUGUUUCCCGACGCUGAGAAGCAGAACUUGUGCGAAAUGCUGACUUACACCUCACAGCAGAACUUAGACACCGAAGACACGAGCAGGAUGGAUUUCAUGGACAUCUGUGUGUCCGUCUUGGAGAGACAGAGACAUGACAGCGAGCAAUCCUGCAGCAGCACCCUUGGGUACCAUGACCUGGAGGCCGCUGAGGCCCUGGUGAGCAUGAGCUCGCUGGGUCAGAGGUCGCAGAAGCCCCGGCCUCUCACACCCACCUCUGACUCUUGCGACUCCCUCCUCCUGCACCCUGAAACCAGUGAGCACGUCAAGGACUUCAUCUCCCUCUCCUCGCUGUGCAUGACCCCACCUCACAGUCCCAAUUUUGCUGAAGCUUCCAGCACUGGUGUCCAUACUGCUGUGUCCCCUGUGGCGAGCGGAGGGCUGAGGCCUGCCUCAUCAAGAGCAAGGAUCUGCUCUGGUCUUCCUUCCAGGAGCACCAGCCGAGCUACUCUGCAACAGUUUAUGUCCCCGGCUGAGGAAGCCCCCAGUCAGUUGCCCCCCACAGAUCCUGCUUCUGCUCCACCCUGCAGAGCCAUGGUGACCAGUGUAAUUCGCCACACAGCUGAUAGGUCACCUGUGCAGCAAAUUCCGCCAGCAGCCCUUGAGCCACAGGCCAAGGCCACGCAGCAUCACAAACAACAGCCUCGUGAGGGCCAGCAGCUGUACACCAGUGUCAGCAUCUCCCUACCAACACGGUCUUUCUCUCAGAGCAUCAGCAGCAGUUACAGCAACACACAGGCUGCAAAGGGGACGGAGGGCAGCACAGCCACAGCCUUGCCAGAAAGCCCAGGUGCCACGUCCAUGUCCCCACCGCCUGUCUCUGUCUCCAGCCCUCCAGUCCUCUGCCAAAUGGUCCCAGUGAGCGGACAGCCGGGAAUGAUCUCCACUUUCAUCCAGACCCCAGUGCAGACGCAGAAAGGGGCUAAGCCCAUCUUGCCCCAGGUACCGUCUUUCUCGCAGCAGAUUUUGGUGGGGUCACCCGUGCCACAGGGAACAGUGAUGUUUGUGGUACCCCAGUCCCCAGUGUCACAGCCACCCCAGACCGUUGUAACCCUUGGAAACACCAAGCUCCUCCCUCUGGCCCCCGCUCCGGUGUACGUUCCUUCUGGGCAAAGCCCCAGCGCUGUUCCGCACACUGACUUCUCUCGCAGGCGCAACUACAUCUGCAACUUCCCCGGCUGCAGGAAGACAUACUUCAAGAGCUCCCAUCUGAAGGCCCAUCUCAGAACCCACACAGGUGAAAAACCCUUUAGUUGUAGCUGGGAUGGCUGCGAGAAGAAGUUUGCCCGCUCCGAUGAACUCUCGCGCCACCGGCGGACACACACGGGCGAGAAGAAGUUUGCGUGCCCCGUGUGUGACCGGCGCUUCAUGCGCAGUGACCACCUGACCAAGCACGCGCGGCGACACAUGACCGCAAAGAAAACCAACGCGUGGCAGUCAGAGGUGCGUAACCUCGGCAAAACCACGACAUUGGCGGGCAAGGUCCGGGCACCAGCAGCUCCCAGUCCGACUGCCUCCCUCGGCGUUCUGGUACCGGCACCAAACUAGUUCCUCGCCCUGCCAGGCCACGGAGCCUCUUUAAGACUGACCUCUGAAGAACCACAACGGGAUGGCAACAAGAACAUGGCUGCUACUAGUAGUUCAAUG